AUGGCAGCUUCUCAUCUCAUGCUUCCUUGUGUCACUGCUUCUUUAGUUCUGUUGUUCGUCCCUUGCUUCUUACCAAUUGUCCAGCCACAAACCAUUGGAAAUUCACAAACAGGUCCUACUGUUAGCGAAUGUGUGCCUCGCCUGCUGUCAUUGGCUCCCUGUGAAGCAUUUGUGCAAGGCACAUCGGCAUCACCUCCUCAGACAUGUUGCUACAACCUCAGACAUGUCUACAACCAGGAACUUAGCUGCCUCUGUCUCAUGGUGAAUGACUCUUCCAUAAGUGCUUUUCCUAUCAAUAGAACACUAGCCCUUCAGUUGCCGGUCCUCUGUAAUCUUCAAGGAGGCUUAUCUGCUUGUUCAGCUGGAGACAUAGCUGUACCCUUCCCUCCUAGUUCACCAACUUCUCAAGUUUCAUUGGGACAAAAACAAAUGCUACUGUUGCUGUAUCGCCAACGACUGGCAUCCUGGGAUCCAUCCCGCAUAGUGUAG
Messenger RNA from Coffea arabica (coffee), 489 nucleotides. Lineage: Eukaryota; Viridiplantae; Streptophyta; Magnoliopsida; Gentianales; Rubiaceae. The record is from RefSeq and is a predicted model, not a curated record.